Baudoinia panamericana UAMH 10762 is the source of this 2134-nucleotide messenger RNA. RefSeq lists its product as uncharacterized. The transcript has a single exon. Lineage: Eukaryota; Fungi; Ascomycota; Dothideomycetes; Mycosphaerellales; Teratosphaeriaceae. The coding region runs from base 32 to 2134 and encodes 700 amino acids. The record is from RefSeq and is a predicted model, not a curated record.
GGCUUGGCGUGUUCUCUCGUUGUUAUACGGGAUGAACAUGCCGCCAGGCUUCGACAGGCUGCAGAUGGACGGCGGGGCGGCUUCUGAUCGAUCGCCUUCGACCCUUUCCUCGCCGCCCAGCACCCCGCAAAAUCACGACACUAUUCGCGUUGCGCACCCUGCUCCUUCGCAUGCUGGUCCGCUUUCUGGAGAAGGUGUAGCAUAUUCGGCGGGAGUAUCCGCACAUGCAUCAAAUGUCUCGAACACCGGCACACAUGCACACAAUGGCCAAGCACUUCAGCCUGCUGCUGCUCUGAACAAUGGUAGUACUUCGGAAAAGCCUAAGAGGCAGCGCAAGAAGAAAGAAGUCGGCCCUGACGGAAAGCCUGUCGACGAUGGCAAGCCGAAGGAGAGGAAGCCUCGCAAGCCUAGGGAGCCGAAGGACAAAACUGCUUCCAACGCUUCGCCUGCAACCGGCCCCCGCAAGAAGCAGAAGCUCGACGACAAGAUCACACAUGACAUCGUCGCUUCUUCGCGCCAGCCGACCCUUACGGAGAUGGUCAACGGCUUUCAACAGCCUAAUCCACCCGUGAACACUCCGUCGAUACCGCCGCAAAUACAACAUAGGACGAGCCUGCCACCACCCUUAUCAAAUCCUCCCACAACACGACCAACUUCAAGCGGCCAGAACUAUGAUCCAGUGCGCGGCUACGACCCCGUGCGUGCUGCUACGAUGGAAGCAGCGCAGCAGCAACAGCGGCAAGCGCAUCGAAACGCCAGCAUUUCGAACGGCCCACCAUUGACGCAUCUGUCUUCAACCAUGAACCGUGCGUCAGCAUCGCCCUCGAUUGCGAGCCUGAUCGACCCGCCUUCAGCCAACUUCCUCUCGACAGCCCAGCUUCCACCGACCUACUCGCCACAAACAAACAUGCAGCAACCGCCACCCUUUGUCCCGUCACAACCACAAUCACCUACUCCGAAGUAUCUCCCGCCUGCUGUUGCACCUUCGUUUUCACAUCCUGCAAAGCCAAGGUCUCCGCCUCCACCUUCUCCACCAAUGGUGCAAGCCGCAGUGCCUGCCAGCUUAGAUGGCGCGAUGGAUGUCGAUCUCGUCUGUGAUGUCACAAAGCCGGAGGUUGAGGAGGUGAAGGUGGCGCCCUCCAAAUCAUCAUCAUCAGCGCCAACACCGAAAGCGGCGCGGCCAACGCCGCCUCCCGCACCCAAAGGAACUGGUAGCGGCCUCCUGUCGAAGUCCAAUUUGUUCGGUGGUCCAUCCGAAGGCGACACGACGGAGUCUCCAGGCGUCACCAUCGAUUUUCGCAUCACGCUUGAUACAAAAGGAGGCAAUACCAUCAACAUAGCACAGGAGAUUGCGAAACGAUAUGGCCACGACGCUCUAAAUCCACGCGCGGCAGCGCACCGUGACCAAAUGCGCAAAUUGCUAUCAGCCUCAAACCAGCAAGAUGGCGGGAGCGCUGACGAUAUGUCGGUGGAUCUUGUGUCUGAAGCGGGCGAUGACAGCAAUGUGGAGAUGGGUGGCAUGGACGACGAGAAAAGCGGCACUGGCGCCGACAAGCCGGUCAGGAAGCGAAGGAAGAAGAUCGAGGAAUACGACAAGGAAGAUGACUUCAUUGACGAUACGGAGCUUGCAUGGCAAGAGCAAGCCGCCGUGGCCAAGGAUGGCUUCUUCGUGUACUCCGGACCUUUGGUUCCGGAAGGCACGACAGCGAACGUGGAGUCUGCUGCACCAUCUGGUCGUGGCAGGGGCCGAGGUCGUGGGUCUCGUGGCGGUAGAGCCGCAGGCGCGGCAGCAGGGACGACGCAUGCUAGUCUCGCAGCCGAGAAGGCCAACAAAGAUGCUGCUGCUUCACCGGUCGGGCAAGCUAAGAGAGCCCGCGCGCGUCGCGCGACCGGUGCGCCCAGGAAGCCGCGGGCUACCAAGGCUGUGGUAGAGGCUGACAGGGAGAUGAAGAAGACUGAACUGGAAGAAAGACGGAUGCGCCAGCAACAGCAGACUCCACUGCAGAAUAUGCCACCGAGAGCAGGCGGACUCAAUGGUGCCUCAAUGCCGUUGCUGCCGAUAGCAUCGUCUAUGAGUGCAUCGACAGCGACUCCGCAGCACGGUCAUGGUGGGCCGCAAGGGACUCCGGCUUAG